GGCCGUUAUUACACAGAUGUUCCGCCGUUAUCAUCGUGUAUAUCGUUAGGACUGCGACAUCCGGCAUUAGUCGCCGACAUUGCUGACCUUCUCAGCGCCCUAGGGCGGCUGCUCCCCCGUUUCGCUCUUGGUACGCCCCGCCUCCAGCUGACCGGCCUGGAAUCACGGUUUGGAGCCUCGGACUGGUCGCCCGGAGUCGCCGUGUUCCGUCGGGCCUGUCCCCCGGCCGCUAUCCUGUGAGGGUCUCGGACAGCUCAGGGGCAGCAGGGAGUGUGAGCGGCGCGGAGGCCCCGGCCUUGGUGUGUAGAGAGCGGCCCAGGCCCUGUCAGACAUGGGAGACACCGGCAGCGAGCGCAGCAAGCCGCCCAGCCUCCCCCCGCGCUGCCCCUGCGGAUUCUGGGGGUCCAGUGAGACGAUGAAUCUGUGCUCGAAAUGUUUUGCGGAUUUCCAGAAGAAACAGCCGGACGAAGACUCCGCCCCCAGCACAAGCAGCAGCCAAUCAGAUCUGUUCCCUAGCGAGAUAAACAGCGACAACGGAAAUACCUCUAUACCCUCGCAGAGCAGUAGUCCCAGCCAGCCGCUCUCCACGGACCUGAAUGUAGCUUCUCCCAGCGAAGAGGAAUGUGGGCCCUGCACAGAUACAGCUCACGUCUCUCUAACCACACCAACCAAAAGAUCCUGUGACACAGAUUCCCAGUCAGAGGAUGACGCUUCCCCUAUAAAACGGCCUCGACUACUAGACAGUGAGGAACGACCCGACAGCAACCGCCCCAAACAGAAGAGUCGACGCCGCUGCUUCCGCUGCCAAAUAAAACUGGAGCUGGUACAACAGGAGUUGGGGUCUUGUCGCUGCGGUUACGUCUUCUGUAUGUUACACCGUCUCCCAGAGCAGCACGAUUGCACGUUCGACCACAUGGGCCGCGGACGCGAAGAGGCCAUCCUGAAAAUGGUGAAGCUAGACCGCAAAGUGGGCAGGUCCUGCCAGCGUAUCGGCGAGGGCUGCUCCUGAGUGCCACCAACCUCCUACAACCAAAUGCUGUUUCUAUUAGUUCACUAAUGUUAGCCUUAUUUAGGACAAUGUCAAGCAGGCUCUCACUACUGAGCAAGUCACAGACUACAGCCAAUCAGGUUCCUUCUGUUUUUCGUUUUUUUUUCCGAGAACCGCGCAGGUACUUUAUCUAGACGACGUUGGCAGUCGCCGUCGUCCAUGAUGAAAGCUCCAGGAACUUAUUUAAUCUAUAAUUGUGUUCAUUUAUUUUUGUUUCACUGAUUUAAGUAAUAAUGAUAAUAAUAAUUGUUUUUGUCUUUCUCUUCCAACCCCGUUCCCCGGUCGGACCAUCUCACCAUCGUCUCACUCAUUGUUUUGAUGUUAGCCCAUAAUAAGCAUCGAUUAUCAAUAAAAAAGUUGGGUUCGUCCAAAGUCACUCGACCUCGCUAGUGAAGGUCCCAGUGGUCACUCUUGUCCUGUGUCUGAGUGUUAUAUUAAAAGCAUCAGGGAUUUCACUGGGCCAGGGGGUCACCCCUUACCUCCCCCAGUCAGGUUUGUUACUCAUCGGCCAAGACGGUCAGCAGUUGUCAUCAUCUCAAUGCACUUUUCAUUCGAGAAAUCAAUCCGGGGGGGGGGGGGGGGGGUCACCGAUUAUACCUCACCCAAUAUUACCAGAGUGACUUAGAUUUACCUGAUUGGCUUUUGUUUGCUAUUUGCCAAGUGACGGUCUUUCUGGUCAGAUAAGGCUAGUUCACAGCACACUUGCCAUGGCUGCAGCCUACAGACCCACUUUCUGUAGCUAUAUAUAUAUAUAUAUAUACUUGGGAUAGGGAAGGGUUAAAUGAAAUAUUUUGUAGCAAACAGAACUCGGUAACUGUGCUGAGGAACAACCGCAAAGACAAAUUUUUGUGUGUAAAAAAAAAAGGGGGCUCCUCAUCCUUGAUUCUAUGCAGCCAAAGGGAUGGGAGAUCCUCAUGGGCAGGGUCAGAAAAAAAAAACUUGCCCUCAAUGAGGAAAUUAUGGUUGUGGAGAACUGUAAGGUAGAUAUGUUUAGGUUUUCUCAGGCCUUAGUUAAAGUCUAAAAACUUUAUAGGGUGCACACAUGUCUCCUUAAGGUCAUUCAUGUCUUAAAGGCUUAGAUGGAGAUCCUCCAUACCUUCAAGGGUCAGCUAAUAAUAGCAUAUAUAUGUAUUUUGGACUUAGGGUUUCUCAGGCCUUAGUUGAGGUCUGAGAUCUUCAAGAACUGUAUAGCAUGCCCACAUGCCUCCUUAAGGUCAUUUACAGGCUCAACUCUCUCUAGAUCUUUAGGAUCAGUUUCAAGAAACCUUGAACUUGAGUUGGAGGUAUAAGAAAUGGGGGAACCCAAGCAUAUCCAAGAGAUGGAAUACCAAGUUGGAUGUUGUAGGGUUUCUUUGCCUCAGUUAAGGUCUAAGAUCUUCAAGAACUAUGUAGUAAGCACACAUGUCUCUUAAGCUGUAAGGCUUGAUUCUAGAUGUAUGAGGACAGUUCCCAGAAACCUUGCUGUUGGGUAAGAGGUUUGAUAAACGGGGGGCGGGUGGCAAACUAAAGAAUGGAGUGAAACUUGGAUAUUGUAAGGUUUCUGGGCUUUACUUGAGGUCUGAGACCUUCUAGAACUAUAUAAAAUACUCACAUUCCUCCUUGAGGCCAAUUGCUUUUGUUUUAAAGGCUCAGAUGAACAUUCUUAAAACCUUCAAGAGCUGGUUUAUUAAAAAACAUAAUAAAAAAAUAAAAAAAACUGUCCCCUAAUGAAAAAAUAGACAAUUUGGGGUGGGGGACUCAAAUAAGCCCAAGGGAUAGAAUGCCAAAUUGGACAUUGUAGGGUUUGACAGCAUUAUAUGAGGUCUAAGACCUUCAGGAACUAUAUAGCGUGCUUAUGUGCCUCUUUGAGGUAAUUUAGGGCUCAACUGUCCUCACAUCUGCAAAGGCAGUUCAAUAAAACCUUGCUCUUGAGUAGAACGUAUCAGAAAUAGGGGAAUCUCAAGCAAAUUCAAAGGAUGGAAUGCCAGUUGGACAUUGUAAGGUUUCUCAGCCUUAGUUAAGGUCGAAGAUCUUCGAGAACUAUAUAGCAUGCUCUUAUGCCUCCUUAAAUUCUUCACGUGUUUGUGGGCUUGUUAAUAUAAAGAAACGAAUGACCCCUAAUGAGAAAAGUAGAGACAAUGGGGGAAACCCAAGCAAGCCCAAACAAUAGAAUGACAACUUGGCCAUGCAUAGGGUUUCUCAGGUCUUAGUUUCCAAAACGAUAUAGCAUUUUCACAUGCAUCUAUAAUAAUAAUAAACUUUAUAUUAGCGCCACCAUAUUCCGCAGCUCUUUAAGGUCCCUUGCUUCCGUCUUAAAGGCUAAGAUAGACACUUUUCAAGUCUUUGUGGGUUGGUUAAUAAAAAUAAAUUGUCACGUAAUGAGAAAGGUAGACAGUGGGGUGAAACCAAGCAAGCCCAAAAGAUGGAAUGCUAAAUUGGACAUUCAUAGGAUUUCUCAGACCUUAGUUGAAGUCUAAGACCUUCAAGAACUAUAUUUGGUAUUCACAUGCCUCCUUAAGGCUACUUGCUUCCGUCUUAAAUGCUCUCAGGCCCAAGGGAGGAUUAGAGAGGUGCCAAGCAAAUGUAUACAGUUUUUCAGGUCUUAAGACCUUCAAGAACCAUAUUGUGUUCACAUGUCUACUUGACAACAUGUUUCUGUCUUUAAAGGCUCGGAUGAACUCUUUCCAGGUCUUCUACUGUUUCUUACCAGGUUCCUCGUAAACUACAACUGCACUUUAAACCAGUAGAAAUUCAGUUUUAUCUUGACUUUGUAUU
This is a messenger RNA of Bufo bufo (common toad), 3802 nucleotides long. It is a transcript of the gene ZFAND3, whose product is annotated as zinc finger AN1-type containing 3. Lineage: Eukaryota; Metazoa; Chordata; Amphibia; Anura; Bufonidae. Gene Ontology annotation, molecular function: zinc ion binding; DNA binding. Bases 332 to 1009 code for a protein of 225 amino acids. The transcript is spliced from 6 exons. The record is from RefSeq and is a predicted model, not a curated record.